UGACUUCGAUGCGUGGCAGCCAUGAGUAUUCGUAUCUUCUGCAACCUCAACCGGAGACUCAUCGAGUUCAAAGUACAAUUUUACUGGCUAUAAAUAUAACGUAGAGGGUUCCAUUUCGGAACACAGUGUUCUAGGGAUAAAGUCCACUCUUGUAGUCGUCAAUGACCGACAAGCUUGUAAAUGGUGUGAAGCAGGCCGAGAGCUCGAGCAAAAGCGACGAUGCUGACAACGGGGCCUGCUUGAUUUGUGGUGACAAGGCUACAGGGAAGCACUAUGGAGCGUCGAGUUGUGAUGGAUGCAAAGGUUUCUUCCGACGGAGCGUGAGAAAGAAUCAUGUGUACGCCUGUCGCUUUCAAAGAGCUUGUGUGAUCAACAAGGACAAGCGAAAUCAGUGUCGCUACUGUCGGUUGAGAAAAUGUUUUCGGGCUGGCAUGAAGAAAGAAGCUGUUCAAAAUGAGAGGGACACCAUUUCAAAAAGGCCGCGUGGGGAAGAAGCAGACAGCAAAUUUGGGCUCACUACAGAUGUGUUGUUGUCAGCCGAGAUUUUGUCACGUCCUGCAACUUCACCUCCAGUUUUAUCUUUAAUAGUAGAAACCCUAAGCAUGGAUAAGGAGGCAAACUACAGUGACAUCUGUGAGUCAAUGCGUCAACAACUCUUGGUCUUGGUGGAAUGGGCGAAACACAUACCAGCCUUUUGUGAACUGAUGCUUGAUGAUCAAGUGGCCUUAUUAAGGGCGCACGCCUCUGAACACUUAAUAUUGGGUGUCUCGCGACGGUCUAUGAGCCUAAAGGAUGUUUUGUUACUUGGAAAUGACCUUGUCAUUCCAAGAACAGCAGCAGAUGCUGAGGUGCGGAGAAUAUCAACUCGUGUACUGGAUGAAGUGGUUGAGCCUAUGAAAGAGUGGAAUGUUGAUGAUACAGAACAUGCUUGCCUCAAGGCUAUCGUCUUCUUCAAUCCUGAUGCCAAGGGACUAAGUGAUUCUCAGAAAAUCAAAUCUUUGAGGUUUGAAGUCCAAACUAUGCUUGAGGACUACAUUGCUAAAGAUCAGUAUGACAGCCGUGGAAAGUUUGGAGAACUGCUUCUUAUGUUGCCAACUAUGCAGAGUAUAGCGAAAGAAAUGAUUGAUCAAGUUCAGUUUGCCAGACUGUUUGGUAUGGUGAAGGUCGACAGCCUUCUUUCAGAAAUGCUACUUGGAGGCACCAACAUUGCUGAACAACUGGAUGCAGCAAGCAUUGUUCCCAUGGCAUCACCCCCACCUCCACCUGCUGUUCCGACACCUCAGUCCCCAGUUACCCCUCUUCCUCCAAACCGCCCUGACUUAUUCAUGAAUGUCCCAGGUCCAAGUGUGGGGGGUCCAAUGCAAUCAGUACCAAUGGUCCAAGACCGGAAAUAUGUACCUGGACCUUCGACAGCACUUCCAGGUGGUGUUGUCCCAAAGACAGAGAGAUUUGACACGUGACAGUUGAGAUGGCAUGGAAUUGUGUCUGGAGGCUUAACUCACACAUACAGACUUAACAAUACAAGUGAUAGUAAGUCCUGUGUCCAGCUCUGGGUUGCUGCAUCAAGAUUGCCUGUCAAGCAAGCCCCAUUUCUCAUUCAAACUUGUCUUGAGUUCACUGUUCACUAGAGUUUUAUCAGUACCAACCUCACAUUAGGGGUGAAUAUUUAAUUGAUGUAGUCCAAAACAAGAUUUUGUUUAACGUACCUGUUUUUAAUAGUUACCCUGUGGAAUAACAUAUGCAGCUUGUAAGUGACACUGCCAGCAGGGUUUAAGAGGAGAUGGUAAAUGUUGUUAAGUUAAAGUAGCAGCAAAUUCAGGAAUUGGCAAAUUUGUCUGUAAAUUAAUUAAUGUAUUGUACAGUGUGUGAAAUAGUUAUUUAAAUUGACUAAUACAAAUAUUAGUAUGUUUUGUUGACUUAGGAGUAAAAGAGAGAAAUGAGGGAGGUACUUAAUUUGGUUUGUUAGAGAGGGCAUACGAGAGUAUCCACACACACAUAACUAUGGUUUUGACUGGCCAUGGAAGCCCUGGAAAAUCACUAAACAAGGAUAAGUUUUAGAAAGAGUCAUUUACAAUGACUUCUGCAUGCGAUCAAAACUGUGGCUUUUACCACCAUGUUAGAUCAUGUUAGAAUAUCUUUUUCCAUAUUCUGACAUGCAUGCCAUAGUAUUAGUAUUAAGAUGUUGACAAGGCUAUUUCCAGUGAUUCAAAAACAAUUUUUAACAUACAGUAGGUGGUUAUAAACCACAAUCUCGCUGGCUAAUAAAAAGUACCAUUAUUUUUGUAUGUAGUUAGUUCAAAAAAGAGGGUAAUUUUAAAAUGACUCAUUGUGUACAUUGUUUGAGGCCAGCUGCAACUUGAUCUGGGGUUGUAAGGUGUAUUUAUUUUUCUUUCUACUAGAAGCUGGGUUGACUUUCAUAGAGAGCUUCUUUAAGCUGAUUGCACAUUUCAAAUUGUUGAUAUAAAUUUGUUCCUGUUUGUUUGGUAUUAUCCAGCUCAGUACAGAAUCAUAGAAUUUUUUCAAGUGCACCCCAAUAAUUCUGUCCCCCAAAAAAGUUUGACAUUGCUCAUAAGAAUUUACAAUGUAAAAAUUGCAAAUCUGCCUAGUAAGGUUUGAACAUUUCACAAAAAGCUACAGCAUGAUUUCCAAUUUCCAUACCCAUAUCCCAUUUCAUGACAGAGCUGUAGUUAACUAGAAGUCCUAUAAGCAGUUGGUUCCCAAACAUGUGCCCAAGUUGAAACCACCUGAUUAUCUUUCUGACCUUAGGUUAGUGAUCUCCGUUUUCCAUUUUCCAUUUGUGUCCCCUACUUUGUUUACUAAUGGAACUGGAACAUGUUGUCUUAAAAACUAUUGAUAUCCUUUUUUAGUAUAAGAAGGAAUGAUCAUUGUAACUGACUAGAUCAUCACAAGCAUUAGUCUUUGUAGCCCUUCACUGUUCUGAAGAUUUACUUUCAUUAGGGUUAAGUAGUUACAGAGCUAGGUCUAGCUUAUUUAGGGGUAUUUUACAUGUUCUCUACAUAUUUUGUAUAUAGAAAAUAACAAUAAAUGAAACUUAUUUUGGA
This is a messenger RNA of Stylophora pistillata, 3062 nucleotides long. RefSeq names its product hepatocyte nuclear factor 4-gamma. Gene Ontology annotation, cellular component: nucleus. Gene Ontology annotation, molecular function: RNA polymerase II cis-regulatory region sequence-specific DNA binding; zinc ion binding; nuclear steroid receptor activity. The record is from RefSeq and is a predicted model, not a curated record. Gene Ontology annotation, biological process: regulation of DNA-templated transcription. NCBI's taxonomy places the organism in Eukaryota, Metazoa, Cnidaria, Anthozoa, Scleractinia, Pocilloporidae.